Symbiodinium sp. CCMP2456 is the source of this 2646-nucleotide messenger RNA. The record is from the annotation of a GenBank genome assembly. NCBI's taxonomy places the organism in Eukaryota, Dinophyceae, Suessiales, Symbiodiniaceae.
AUGGCAUCGAUGGUUGAAGUCAACAGCGACGACGAGUAUGCAGCGGAUGACCAUGAGGACGACGAGAGCUUGAAAGCCAAGCUUAGCGGCACCUUGGGCGUGAAGCCAGAGGUCGAUUCUGAAGGGUAUCCCGGGGUUGCAAAGCGCCCCAUUGCUACGCCAGCCCGGGCUUUGGAGCCUUGUGUCAAAAGACAGCGAAAGAUCCCCACCCGGCAGGAACGAUUGCUGAUUGCGUCGAAAGCACGCAUCAGCAGGAUGUGUGCUCCCAAGAGCCGUCGAAAGGAGCUCGAGGUGCCUGACUUUGUCAGACAACACUGGCUCAGCAACAAAGAGGAGAUGGGUCGCUUGCUCCUGGACUUGAACUUCGACAAGGGCAAGUUCAUCAGCCAGCUGGAGGUCAUAAUCUCCAAGAAGCAGAAAUACACCAUUAUCGUAGACCAGGGCUGGUUUUCAAAAGAUGAGCUCAGGCUUGCUGAUGUGUUUGGGUCCUUACUGAGGAAGAGAGUGCUCGCAGCGAUCAAGUACUGCGAGAGCCAACCAGACACUCAUGUCCGGCAAAACCUUUAUGACAACGAGAAAGAGUUCUGGGCCAAGGAGGAUGGGCCGGUGAUGCCGGAGAACUGCUUCCUCGGCCUGGAGAAGAUGAAGAACCGGGCUCUUGCUGAUGAGAAGAAGUCUCUAGAAGAGAAGCCCAUGGAUGAUAAGUUCACGCGGGUCAAGAAGACCAGGGCUUUGGUUAAGGAGCUCCAGAACGACUAUGACCCGAACAAUGCUGAUGUAAAGAAGCAAGAUAUCCGAAGCCUGGAUGACUUGUACGACAAGGGCCAGGAGCUUGUCAUCGGCAGCGGGCUGCAAGGUGGUUGGAACGAGGAGUGCUCACGCGCCACGGCCACCGAGCAGAAGAUCCGGCUGCUUGUGCCGAAGUUAAUUUUCAGCUCGGAAGAGGACAUCCGCAAAGCCCUUCUUCGACAAGCAAAAAUCGCAGCCGAGAGCCCCCCCGAAAUCGAAGCCCAGCCCGAAGAAGGGCCGAUGGCUGGGGAGCUGCAAAUUCGGUGCAGUUCUGUUGUUGCGCAGCAAAUGUCAUAUCAGGUAUCAAGCCUGGCAAAGCUCUCCGAGGGCUGGCAAGUGCAGUCGGCAAUGGAGUCGGGUCCUGAGUCGGAAGGACAUGAGCAUCAGAGGUUUUCGAAUCGUGCCACGUUCGAACACACCCGCACUAGGAAGCUGAAGGGCCUUUUCCCUGGCCCAAGAGACCAGCCGAAGCAGCAAAGUCCAAGGAUAGCCCAGAAUGUCGCAGUUCCACUGUCAAUGCUCGGGGAGGAAGAUCUUGCCUUCCCCAUUUUGAAGCUUCGAGACUGGGGACAGUUUCUUGCUGACAAGCAUUGUCUACACCUGCUGGUCGGCUUGACUAAACCCGACUUGAAAAGAGAGCAGGACAUAUGUGAAGAAUUUUGGGCCAAAUUCAAGAAGCUUCAGCCGGACCACCAGAUCUACGAACGCUUUGCUCAGCACUCAAUGGACCCAAAACUGACGUUUCCAUUCGUCUAUCAUGGCGACGAGGGACGGGGCCGUCGCCGUUCGCCGUUUCUGGUGGGCAACUUCCACAGCUUACUGGGAAAGGGCACUCAGGUUUACUUCGCAGUGAUUGCUGUUACAGGGGAUUGGCCCUGGCUUCAUCGCAGUGGCUGUCUUGCGAGGAGUUUCAACAACAUUCCGAAAAAAACUGGUGACAAGAUGACAGGGAUUUGUCACCGCUGUGCCGCGGGGACCGAAGGCAUACCCUGGGAAGUUAUUCAUGAAAGGAGUCCUUUGUGGCUUGAUACAACCUUUUCCGUGUCUGGAUUCGCAAAAGUGCCUGCUGUCGCUCGGCUGCUUGGUGUCCCUGGGCAGGAGGAAGGCCUCCUGAGAUUUGACUUCUUUCACGCUUUCCAUUUAGGCGUGGGCAAACACUUUCUUGGAAGCAGCCUUGCCCUGUGGAGCACUCACUUUCCGGGAGGCAACGUGGAUCUACGAGUCGAAGCUUUGGAGGCUGCCUUCUUUUCAUGGUGCCGAGCAAACAAGGAGGUUCCUGUGAUCACACGCUUGACGAAAGAAACACUUCAAUGGCCUUCGACCUUAGACUUUCCGGCUGCCAGCUGGUUCAAAGGUGGAGUAACAACUGUGAUGUUCAAGUUUCUGGCAGCAACCAUGUGUCAGCAAAACUGGGCCCACGAACCUAUGCUGGAAAAGGCUGCCGAGGCCGUUGUAAGCAUGAACAAGUGUCUGUCAGCUCUUUAUGCUUCGGAUAUGUUCAUCGAGCCAGGGCGGGCCGCACAAAUCGCUGAAGAUGGGCUUCGGUUUUUGCGCCGGCUGGCAUGGUUGGCCAAGCAAGCCGCCAAAGAGCAGCGUGCUCUUUGGCUGCUGACGCCGAAAACUCACGUCAUCCACCACUUGCUGCUAGAGGACUUAUUGCUCCCCGCCCGACAAGGCAUUUGGCCGAUGAAUCCACUGUCGUGGAGCGUCCAAAUGGACGAGGACUUUGUUGGCUUCAGCAGUCGACUGGCGAGGAGGGUUGAUCCUCGUACAUGCUCGAAACGCUGCAUAGAGCGAUAUCUUUAUGCCGCUUACGCGCAGUACGUCAAGGCGAAGUACAUCAUACCGCGCUCAUGA